Pestalotiopsis fici W106-1 is the source of this 510-nucleotide messenger RNA. RefSeq lists its product as uncharacterized. The coding region runs from base 1 to 510 and encodes 169 amino acids. The transcript is spliced from 3 exons. The record is from RefSeq and is a predicted model, not a curated record. Lineage: Eukaryota; Fungi; Ascomycota; Sordariomycetes; Amphisphaeriales; Sporocadaceae.
AUGCGUUUCUCAACCUCUUCGAUCCUUGCCGCAGUCCUCUGCACCACUGCUGUCACUGCUCAAGUCGCUGGUCUCAACAAGUUGACCGCCGACGUCACCAAGUUCCUUGGGGAUCUCACCUCAGCGAACAUCGUUGCUGCCUCUGGAGAUCUCCUCAUUGUCGUCAAUGACGUCAAAGUUCUUGGUCAAGGUGCGGGCGGCCUUGGCAGCAUUGGCGCUGGAACCACUCCCGCCGUUGGCACUGCUUUCGUCAACCAGGUCGUCAACACUGUCUGCCCUGCCCUCGUGAAUCUUGAGAACAGCAUCCCGGACCUGCCAUUCCCGGUGAACCUGCUUACCGCCACGGCAACCGGUGCCGUAAGGGCUAUCAUCAACACCAUCCUUGCCUCUCUCAGGGCACUCCCGACUCCUGUCGAUACCACCCCUGCUGUCACCUGCUUGAACGCCGUUGUCAGCAGCGCCACCAAGAGAGACACUGUUGAGCCCAUCCCCGUUGCUUUUGCUGCAUAA